Messenger RNA from Entrophospora candida, 138 nucleotides. Lineage: Eukaryota; Fungi; Glomeromycota; Glomeromycetes; Entrophosporales; Entrophosporaceae. The record is from the annotation of a GenBank genome assembly.
AUGAAAUAUACCUCUAAAAAGCAGCUAAUUCACCUGACUGUUGCUCAUGUCAAAAAGGUUUAUCAGAAAGGGUUAAUAGGAUUGGAAGCUGCUUAUGCAAUCAAGCAGCAUAGUUCACAUAGACAGGAGUAUUCUUAA